GUUUCCCCAUUUUUGAUACUAACGCUCGGCGUUUGAACAGAGUGGCCUUUCACAGCACGGCAGAAAACCCUGGUGGCCGUCACUGCGGUUCAGGACGGAGACGCCCAGGAGCUGGGUGCGCAGCGUCCCCGCGGGACCCCACACUCCGGGCAAGGCCACCUGCACCCCGGACACCCGAGGUUACAGUCACGGGCUUCUCGACUUUGACGCAGAGCAGGGGGGCGGCCCUGACCGGCCGGGGAGGUUUGGCCUUGAGAUCUGAGUAGACUCCACAAGGGCUGGGGGCGCGGCGGGGCGGGGCAGCCGCUCGGAUAUCAGGGGUGCCGCCGGCGGGGCCCCAGCCCUGCAGCAUGGACCCCGCCGAGCGCACCGUGGUGCUCAUCACCGGCUGCUCCUCCGGCAUCGGCCUGCGCCUGGCCGUCCGCCUGGCCGCGGACCCGUCCGGGAACUUCAAAGUGUACGCUACCAUGCGGGACCUGGCGGCGCAGGGAGCGCUGUGGGAGGCGGCCCGGGCCCGGCGCUGCCCGCCCGGGGCCCUGGAAGCGCUGCAGCUGGACGUGAGGGACUCGGACUCGGUGGCCGCUGCCCGGGCACGCGUGAUCGAGGGCCGCGUGGAUCCCCCAGUGUGCAACGCGGGCCGCGGGCUGCUCGGGCCGCUGGAGGCGCACGAGCUGGGCGCCGUGGGCUCUGUGCUGGACGUGAACGUGGUCGGGACCGUGCGGACGGUCCAGGCCUUCCUGCCGGACAUGAAGCGGCGCGGCUCGGGCCGCGUGCUGGUGACCGGGAGCGUGGGCGGCCUGAUGGGGUUGCCUUUCAACGCCAUCUACUGUGCCAGCAAGUUCGCGCUCGAGGGUUUGUGCGAGAGCCUGGCGGUCUUGCUGCUGCCCUUCGGGGUCCACGUAAGCCUCAUCGAGUGCGGCCCGGUGCACACCGCCUUCUACGAGAAGCUGGAGGGCGGCCUGGGCGGGGCGCUGGACCGCACGGACGCCCGCACGCGCCAGCUCUUCUCGCUGUACCAGCGCCACUGCGAGCAGGUGGCGCGCGAGGCGCAGGACCCGGAGGAGGUGGCGGAGGUCUUCCUGGCCGCCCUGCGCGCCCCGCAGCCCGCCCUGCGCUACUUCUGCACAGAGCGCUUCCUGCCUCUCGCGCGCCUGCGCGUGGAGGACCCGAGCGGCCGCAGCUACGUGGCCGCCAUGCACCGCGCGGUGUUCGCCGCCGACCCCGGGGCCGCGGAGCCGGGCGCCGCCCCCGGGGAAGGCUGCGCGCGCCUCUGAUGGAUCUCCAGUGUGGUCUGGCUGCCGGGCUGCCGCGAGGCCUGAGAUAAUAAAGCCGCAGUUACUGUUA
This is a messenger RNA of Chinchilla lanigera (long-tailed chinchilla), 1344 nucleotides long. RefSeq names its product hydroxysteroid (17-beta) dehydrogenase 1 (gene Hsd17b1). NCBI's taxonomy places the organism in Eukaryota, Metazoa, Chordata, Mammalia, Rodentia, Chinchillidae. Gene Ontology annotation, cellular component: cytoplasm. The transcript has 6 exons. The record is from RefSeq and is a predicted model, not a curated record. Gene Ontology annotation, biological process: estrogen biosynthetic process. Gene Ontology annotation, molecular function: estradiol 17-beta-dehydrogenase [NAD(P)+] activity. The coding region runs from base 351 to 1274 and encodes 307 amino acids.